GGGGCGGGGCGCGGAGCCCCCGCCGCUCGCUCUGUCGCUCGCUCGCUCGCUUCCCCCGUCGGUGCCUCGGCGCGAGGCGGGCGUGAGAGCGCCGUGCGCGCGCGGGCGGGCGGGCGCGCGCGCCGGUCGGUCGGUCGGUUUCCAUGGUGAUCGCGCGGGGCGGCCGGUACCAGCGGAGCGCCCGGCACCCUUCCUUCCCCCCCACGCCCUUUCCGCGCCCCUUCCGCGCGGGGCCAUGUCCCGCGGGCACUGCCCCCACCUGCUGUGGGACGUGCGGAAGCGGAGCCUGGGGCUGGAGGAGCCCGGCCUGCUGCGGAGGCACUACCUGGAUUUGCAGGCUUUCCUCAGGAAGAUUGAAUGCAUCAUUAAUGCUGCUGCCUAGCAGGUAUCAUGAGGAAGGGAGAAGAGAAUUUAUCCAAAGAUUAAAACUUGAAGCAACCUUGAAUGUGCAUGAUGGAUGUGUGAAUACAAUUUGCUGGAAUGAUACAGGAGAAUAUAUUUUAUCUGGUUCAGAUGACACCAAUCUGGUAAUUAGUAAUCCCUACAGCAGAAAGGUUUUAACAACCAUUCGCUCAGGACACAGGGCCAAUAUUUUUAGUGCAAAAUUCUUACCGUGCACCAAUGACAAACAGAUUGUAUCAUGUUCUGGAGAUGGAGUCAUUUUUUACACUAACGUUGAACAAGAUGCGGAGACCAACAGACAAUGCCAGUAUACGUGCCACUAUGGAACUACCUAUGAGAUAAUGACAGUACCAAAUGAUCCCUAUACUUUCCUCUCUUGUGGUGAAGAUGGCACUGUAAGAUGGUUUGAUACUCGAAUCAAAACAAGUUGCACAAAGGAAGAUUGUAAAGAUGAUAUUUUAAUAAACUGUCGGCGUGCUGCCACUUCUGUUGCUAUCUGUCCACCAAUCCCGUACUAUCUUGCUGUGGGUUGUUCUGAUAGCUCAGUAAGAAUAUAUGAUCGGCGAAUGCUUGGUACAAGAGCAACAGGUAAUUAUGCUGGUAGGGGCACUGUUGGAAUGGUGGCACGUUUUGUUCCUCCUCAUCUCAAUAACAAAUUCUGCAGAGUAACGUCUCUAUGUUAUAGUGAAGAUGGUCAAGAGAUCCUUGUUAGCUACUCUUCAGAUUACAUAUAUUUGUUUGAUCCCAAGGAUGACACAGCACGAGAACUUAAAGUUCCUUCUGCUGAAGAAAGACGGGAAGAGUUACGUCAACCUCCGGUUAAACGUUUGCGGCUAAGAGGGGACUGGUCAGAUACUGGACCAAGGGCAAGACCUGAGAGUGAACGAGAAAGAGAUGGGGAACAAAGUCCUAAUGUCUCUCUAAUGCAAAGGAUGUCAGAUAUGCUGUCAAGAUGGUUUGAAGAAGCUAGUGAAGUUGCACAAAGCAAUCGAGGACGAGGAAGAUCAAGGUCCAGAGGUGGGACUAAUCGGACAGAUGCUCCUGCUACUAAUACUGUGCCACCUAAUACAGAAUCAGAAACUGCAAUGGAAGUAGAUGGUUCUGAACAACUUCCAUCAUCAUCAUCUUCUACAGUGUCAGCCCAAGCUCCUUCAACAUCAUCUUCAACAGGAAGUCCCCCUUCAACUUCAUUAUUGUCCUCUCCUGAUAAUGAACAAAGGCCUUCUUUAGGGGCCUCAGCUCAACCUUUGCUCCAUCAGUCUGAGUUAAUGGGACCUGAGUUAGCUAUAAUCCGUAGGGGUCUACGACGACUGAGGCUUAAGAAGGCAGAACAACAGAGACAGCGAGAGCUAGCUGAGGGUUCAGCGCCACAGUCCUCCUCCUCUGAUCAGUCCUCUUCUAAGGGCUCCUCACAGGACCCUCAGACAUCAGAUUCUCCUUCUUCUGUGGUUAACAAACAGCUUGGAUCCAUGUCACUUGAUGAGCAACAGGAGAGUGAUAAGCCACGAACAGGAACAGGUGAACCAGUUUUAAGUUUGCACUACAGUACAGAAGGAACGACUACAAGCACGAUAAAACUGGAUUUCACUGAUGAGUGGAGCAGCACAAAUUCAAGCUCUAGAGGGAGUGGAAGUCACUGCAAAACUGAAGGCCAAGAAGACUCUGUAAAAACAAAAGCCUCAGAAGAGUCAGGGCCUGAAGAUGAAGAAACAAGAGUUCGUGAUGAAUCUCACGAGGAAAACAUAAGUGCUGAAGAACUGAAAACUGCAGAUGAAACUGUAGAGAUGUCAGAAGCAACUGUAUCAGAUAAACCUGGUCCUGAGCAUUCUGGAAUCCAACCAGAAGAAGAUGGCCCCAGUGUUGACGCUGUCUCUGGAAAUGUAGAGGAAGAAGCCUCCAGUGAAAAAAAUGCAAAUCAGGAAAUUUCAAGUCAAAUUACUGAACCCACUGCCAACUCUCUUGCUGCAAACGAUGAGCCUCAGCCACACCUGAAAUUCUCAGGGCUUGCAACUCCCAAUGAGUCCUCUACCAGGACCUCAGCUCUCCAAGAAACUGAUGAUAGUGAUGAUGAUCCUGUUCUGAUCCCAGGGGCAAGGUAUAGAGGAGGACCAGGACACAGACGAUCUGCUGUUGCCCGCAUUCAGGAGCUCUUCAGAAGGAGGAAAGAAAGAAAAGAAAUGGAAGAACUUGAAACAUUGAAUAUUAGACGUCCUUUAGUAAAGAUGGUUUAUAAAGGUCAUCGGAACUCACGAACAAUGAUAAAGGAAGCCAAUUUUUGGGGAUCUAACUUUGUCAUGAGUGGUUCAGACUGUGGCCAUAUUUUUAUAUGGGAUCGACAUACUUCUGAACAUCUCAUGCUGCUGGAAGCUGAUAAUCAUGUGGUGAACUGUCUUCAGCCUCAUCCAUUUGACCCAAUUCUGGCCUCUUCGGGUAUUGAUUAUGAUAUAAAAAUUUGGUCACCAUUGGAAGAGUCCAAGAUUUUUAACAGAAAACUUGCAGAUGAGGUUAUAACACGUAAUGAAUUAAUGCUGGAAGAGACCAGAAACACUAUUACUGUUCCAGCUUCUUUUAUGUUACGAAUGUUGGCUUCGUUGAACCAUAUAAGAGCAGACCGAUUGGAAGGUGACAGAUCAGAAGGAUCUGGUCAGGAAAAUGAAAAUGAAGAUGAAGAGUAACUGGCAGUUGUGUGCAAGUACCUAGAUGUUAAUGGAAUUUGUACAAGACAUUAAUUAUAUUUUUCCUUACAGAGCUUUAGUGCAAUUCUAAGGUAUUGCUUUUGGAUAACCUAACCUUUUGUUUUUGAAUGACUGUGUGCAUGACUUUGGGAGAGUGUGCAAGUAAAAAAAGCAAAAAUGUUUUUAAAAUGUUAUGCCAUGUAUGAGGGGUGCUAGAAGAUGCAAAGUGCAAUAUUUUCCUUAACCUGCAAAUGUGGGAGCUUGGAUCAAUGUUUUAAAGUAACUUUCAUUAUAGUAAAAACGUUGGUUCAAAUAAAUUUCUAUACCUGCUGUUUGCAUGUUUGUUGCUUUCUAAUUAAAAGAUUUGGUUGUUUUAAGUAAA
Messenger RNA from Tyto alba (common barn owl), 3459 nucleotides. It is a transcript of the gene DCAF6, whose product is annotated as DDB1 and CUL4 associated factor 6. Bases 144 to 3077 code for a protein of 977 amino acids. Gene Ontology annotation, cellular component: cytoplasm; Cul4-RING E3 ubiquitin ligase complex. The record is from RefSeq and is a predicted model, not a curated record. NCBI's taxonomy places the organism in Eukaryota, Metazoa, Chordata, Aves, Strigiformes, Tytonidae. The transcript is spliced from 22 exons. Gene Ontology annotation, biological process: positive regulation of transcription by RNA polymerase II. Gene Ontology annotation, molecular function: protein binding.